Messenger RNA from Aphanomyces invadans, 1902 nucleotides. RefSeq lists its product as hypothetical. The record is from RefSeq and is a predicted model, not a curated record. Lineage: Eukaryota; Oomycota; Saprolegniomycetes; Saprolegniales; Verrucalvaceae. Bases 1 to 1902 code for a protein of 633 amino acids. The transcript has 4 exons.
AUGGGCAUCGAGGUCGAGCGGCACCCUGGCGAGUACACGUGCUGCAUAUCGGCGACCGACGGCCAGCCAUACACCGAGAGCGCAGGCGUGCGAUUUACCAAGCCGUUCUUUGCGAAGUGGCAUCAAGUCAAAGCCAUUGAAUACGACGUGUUGCGCCAAUUCGUCACGACUACACCAGGGGGGGGAUGGUCGAGUGUUCACGUCGGGCAUGUCCUCGUGGCUGUGAACGGCGAAUGGGUCGGACAUAUGACGUCCAGUGAAUUGAGGCAGCUCCUCAAACAGUUGUCCCCACCAACCGAGUUCACUUUUCGCGACGACUGCCGAGCUCAACUCGAGGUAUCUCUCCUGCGCAAUACGUCGUACACGCUCCCUACAUCGUUUCAGUCGCUCGAGAGCAUUGAACGGCAGCUCGAAUUGGUUCAAUCCUACAUCUUCUCGAACCAGUUGAACCAAGCAAUUGCGAUCAUCUCGGCGCUGCCUCCUGGCUGCCACUUCCAUGUUCCUCUCUUCAGAGCCGAAAUCCAGUGCCUUCGCGCAUUGUUGACGGGCGACAACCUUUCCAUUGACAAAGCUGUGGCCGAUGCGACCGCCGCUGUGUCCAUUCUCGGGAAGUUCACCGACUUGCCUCAGCUGUCCCGAACCGACAAGCUGCUGGUAGAUAUUGCGCUUGCAGAAGCGCUGGCGUUUUCAAGCAUGGCGCAACUGCUGGCGGGUCGUUCUCAUGCUGGAGUCGCUGCAACACUUCGACGAUGCCAUCAGCUGUACACUCAGAUUUACUCUGCAUGCAUGGCAGAACCGUCGUCGCUAUGGGACGUUCCCGCAAUGGCCUUGCAAGAUGUGCUUGGACGAGCCCAAUUCGGCGUCGGGGCGUUUGCGCUGUUCGCAAGCGGUGUCGUACCGUCCGAGUACCACUGGAUCUUGCAGUUGUGGCAGCGGAGCAGCCUCCAGGAGGGCGUUCGCAUGGUCCACAUGAGCUGGGCAGCUGGCCAUUCGCGGUCGCAUUGGGCCGGCUUGCUACUCAUGAAUUCGUCGCCCAUGCUGCUCCAGCACUGGGUCGCCGCGCGCAAGGCCAAGGGUGGGAACGGACCGGUAACCCCUCUGCCAAGCAAUCCCUCGAGCACUGCACCACGGGCAACUAGCGUGUGCACAGCGCGCGAAUACCAUGACAGCGCAAUGUCCACCGCGUCAGACGGCUCGGACUCGGACGACAGCCCACUUUGUCGGCCCGAGCGUGCCCAGGCUGAUGCAGACGACGUGUUGAUGGAGGCUUUGGCCUUGCUCCACGUUGCUACGACCUGUUUACAAACGCAUCCUCAAUGGAUCAUGUUCAUGUGGAGUCGUAGCGUGCAGCUGCAACAUGCAAAUCCUUUCGAAGCGUUGGACCUCGCACAGGAAGCCGCUGCGUCCUACGACAGCGGCACUCCGUACUUGCUUCAAGUGUACAUUGGCCGCCUGCAGUUCAAGCUCCAUCGAAUGGACCAAGCCGCCGAUACCUUUCAGCGCGUGAUGGCCGCAUACGUCAAGUCCCGCGCCGUUCUGACUGUGGACGCCCAGCAAACGACAUGCACCUACCUUGCUGCCGCCUUGUGCUGCGAGAGUGAUGCGAACGUUCGUUUUGUGCGGUCGCUUCUCGCUCAAACCUUGCGGCUGCAAUCCGAAUCCCCGACAUCCGUCCCGAAUGGCUCAGUCGACAUCUGCUUGUUGGUACAUCGAGCACGCUACUACCACGCGAUCGCGUCCGACAUCCACGUGAAGUUGUUGCCGUACGACCUACUUUACGUGUGUUCCGACAGUUCGCACGUGCUCCGCAAAACCAGAGCCCACGACGACUCGGCGUUGGCUCAUUUGGAUUCCCUCAUGGUCAAACAAUUCCCCGCGCAAGACGCAGCGCUUCCUCCGUAG